ACGCAGUGGAGGUGGGGUUGUACGAAGGAAGCUGCUCGUGAAGCACAUCGAGCAAAACAAAAGCGAUUAAACGAAACAUUUUGCGACCACAUUUAUCUGCUGAUGCUCUGUGUCCCCAGGUUUGCUGAUGAUGUCAGGUUUUGCGUCUUCUUCCUCCAAGAGUUUAACUUCCACUCCGCUCAAAUCCAAACCCAGCGUCCUGCAGCGCAGCAGAAGUGUAGAAUCCACAGGUGACUCCACCUCCUCUCUGCUGUCACCCAUCUAUCAUGACAGCUUUGAGCUAUCAGAAGAUGAACCAGACCACCAUCACGCUCAGCCCGCUAACAACAACAAAACCGUCACGUUACGGGAAGAUGUUGCACCUGGAGAGGGAUCCAGGGAUGAAUCUGGUACGGCGGACAGGUCUUCUGAUGCACAGUUCAUGCUGGGUGCCUGGGAGCAGUGGCUCGUGGAUAAAGCCCGAGAGGAUCGUGUCAGAAAGCAACAGAAAGCUCUGGAGGAUCUGGCACUGAAGGAAAAGCAGGAACGAGAGAAAACCCAUCAGCUGAAGAAGAAAGUCGCCAGCGAUGGGAAAAUUCAAGAAUGGCUGCAAAUGAAACGAGAGCAGGAAAAGAACAAAAGCAUUUCCAAGGAGUUCCAGAAAAGCAAAGAACAGCUUCAAGAGGAGAAAAGACGUGCAGGCAUUGAAGUCAAAGCCCGGGAGAAAUACAAAGAGUGGCUGAGACAAAAGAAACAGGAGGAAAUGGAGAGGAAGCUGAAAGAGAAGGAGGAAGCCGCCCGGAGAGAAAUGGAAGAGCAGGAGCGUAAAAAACAGGCGGAUGAGAGCUUUAAAGAAUGGCUGGAGUCGAUAAAAACUAAAGGAAAAGUGAGUCGACAGUCUUCAUGCUCGGCCGGCAACUAUAACAACGUGAAUUAUCCAUCGCCAAGCUUCGUAAACCCCAUUCCGUGGAAGCCCAUUCACAUCCCCAAGCAGGACAGAACGCCUAAGAAGAGUUUGGGAUGUAAGAAAACAUCUGGACCGCCAAAAAGCCAGUCGACCCCCUGUCUCACCUACAGACCUAAAGACACUCUCAGCUUUGCUUGCAAAAGACGGUGACGUUGGCAUCUGCUGGUCUGAGAUCAGUGUUGGACAAAAACAGAUCAAACUCAAGAUGAGUCAAUUGAAUAUUUCUGCAGGUAUUUAUGAAGUGUAUUCGGAUGAGCUACUAGCUCGACGAUACAGAAUCCACAUGUUAUACAGGACGUGUUGGAUCCAUCCAGAGGCGGAUUUGUAAAUCUGCAGGUUUGAUGUUCCUUGUGGAUCUCAUUGUUUAGGCCUUUGGCAAAGUUAUCACAAAUGACACAUUCUGGUGGCAUAUUUUCACAUUCCAUACUUGCUAUUUGUGGAUUUAACAAAUUUUUGGUUGAGUGUGAACCGUAUUGUUUUUGUACAGUUUUUCUCUUUCAAUAAAAGAUAUUUGGAAGUGUUAUGCAUUUAGAUG
Triplophysa rosa is the source of this 1481-nucleotide messenger RNA. It is a transcript of the gene ccdc34, whose product is annotated as coiled-coil domain containing 34. The transcript has 7 exons. Bases 128 to 1096 code for a protein of 322 amino acids. The record is from RefSeq and is a predicted model, not a curated record. NCBI's taxonomy places the organism in Eukaryota, Metazoa, Chordata, Actinopteri, Cypriniformes, Nemacheilidae.